AAAAGUUGAGAGCUUCUCUCUCCUGGGAAUUCCUCCCCAGCUCUUUUGCGGCUAUGGAUUGUGUGUUGUUGUGGUUCUAUGGUUCGUAAUCUGUGUGUGCUGAUGUUCUUGGACCUGUAUUCUUGCUGUAUAACAUCUCCAAGUUUAGGAUUUUGUUUUUGAACGAGGUAUGAGGGCCAAAACUCAAAAACCAGAGGUCGAAUUAUGCUGAAUCUGGGGUUUGCGAUUUCUUUGUUUCAGUUUGAUUAUUUCUGUUUUUUGGUUGUUUCUCGGUCGGAAUUCUCUUAUAAAGCCAUUUCCGUGCUUGGAUUUGGAUUUAGUUUGAAGUAAGAAAGUCAAAAUCUUAAAAUCGACAGGUUAAAACGCGGUUUUACUGUUCAUGGCGACUCCUCUUUUCCGGAAUUAGCUGUGCAGUAGGGCUGCGUUUUACCUGUUAUUUGAGAACCUGUUUCGCUGACUGGGGUUGUGCUUGCUGAGUAACAUUGUAUGUUUCGCUGAUUGUGGUAUCCAUACCAUAUGACGAGAAAAAAUCAAGGGGGGGCUGGGGUCUCCUCAAAAACUAGACACACCAGAUCAUCUCCGAGGUUUGCACUACUUGAAGGAACUGAUAAUGAAUUCCCAGAGCUUAUUUCUUCGGUUAACAGGACUGGGAGUGGACCAGCUGCUGUUUCUGCUACCAGUGAACUGCUAGUUGAGGAAGAAAGGGGCAAACAACCAACUCCAACACGAACCGAUGAUGCUGGGAUUAAUAGGAAGGCUGGGACUAAGCAAUACACCUGUGAUGGACCUGAAAACCAACCUGCUGCGAUUUCUAUUGCUGGUAUUCAAUGCCAACAACCUGAACAGCUUGUUGUUGCCUCUACUGCUGCUAUAACUGCUGAGAACGGUGGCAGUACUGCUAAGGCAGUAAAUGGUGCACCUUUGGCAGUAACUCCUAUAGCCAAGGUGGGGGCUGGAACUCCAAAGUCUCCUGGGCAGAUCAGUCAACAAACUGCCAGUGUAAUCCAAAAGCCAUGGACUUCUCUUUUUAAGGAUAAUAGGGCUCCAUCAAAUGGCCUUAAGUUGAGGUAUAUUCCGCCGAAAGGCAAUUCCUUGGAUUUUUCGGAUAGGAUAUUGCCCACUAUGGUUGAAAUGUGGGGUUUUUGUCUUGUUGGAUACAUUACCGGAAAAUUCCCCGGCCUAAAGGCUAUUUAUGACUUAAAAAAUUCUUGGGGUGUGAGUUGUCUUGUUAAAUCCCAUGCCAAGGGGUGGAUCAUUUUUAAAUUCCAAAAUGAUGAAGAUAGAACAAAAGUGUUGAAUGGGGGUCCUUAUACUAUUUUUGGAAUGCAACUCUUGCUAAAAUCGCUUUCGGAAGAUUUUUCUUUUGAUGAUGAUGAAUUUCUUAAGGUCCCCAUUUGGGUCAAAUUUCCCAAUUUACACAUGAAACUAUGGAAUGAGGAGGCUUUGAGUGAAGUUGCUUCUAUGGUAUGGGUCCCGUUAGCUACGGACAAAAUCACCCAAGAUAGAAGCAAUCAUCUCUAUGCUAGAGUGUUGAUUGAAGUUGAUGUUUCCCGACCACCGCCACUUUCAUUUCCUAUACGACUACCUUCCCACAAAGUAGUCACACAAUCCGUGGUCUAUGAAACUUUUCCCAAUUUUUGCUUCCAUUGCAAAGUAUAUGGGCAUCACCCAUUUAUUUGCAAAAAACUAGCAACAAAAGAACGGGAUAUGCUUGGGGCUGAAAAAGGGGGAAAAAUUGGAAUUGAGGGAAUUCAGAAGGUUACCAAGGAAAAAGAAAAAGAAAAUGCCAAAGUGGGAAUCAUUGAGGAAGAGGAAGGAAACGAGAAGAGUGUACUACCGGAGGCUGAUUUAGCGGCCGCAACUUUGUCACCGCAUGCCACACCGGUAACCUCACCGGUAAUGGAAGUCGUGGAGACCGUCCCAAAGAACACACCGAUUGACACUGAAGAUGAAGAAUCUGACACGGAAGGCCCAUUUAUGAGUGAUGAUGAAGAACUACUUCUCGAAGAGUAUUGGGCAAAAAUCAAAGAGCUAAGGAGGUUGAAAAAAGAGAGAAAAGAGAAGACAACCGCAGAGGAUACUAUGGGUCUUGGCUAAAUGGUGUUGAGUAACGCAUUAACGUUUUGUAAUGUGUACUUGAUUUAGGGAGGUAGCUGACUCACGUGAUUUGGUGAUUAUGGGAUAAAACCCAUUUUGUUUGUGAGGCAUUAUAUUUAGGUUAGAUUAGUCUAACUUAGAUAGUCGUACUUUUGAUUUGGUUGAUACAUUGUAUUAUGUUAUUUUUGUGUGGUUUUAAUAUAUUUACAUUUCAUACAAAAAAAAAAUAGAACUCGGUAUGAUCUUUCAAACGAGA
Cuscuta europaea is the source of this 2353-nucleotide messenger RNA. The record is from the annotation of a GenBank genome assembly. NCBI's taxonomy places the organism in Eukaryota, Viridiplantae, Streptophyta, Magnoliopsida, Solanales, Convolvulaceae.